GACUCUUGUUCUGUGGUAUGCAAGCUUUACAGCUUUCUAACAACUUCACAUUCAUUUUGGAGACAUGUCUGUGAGUAUCCUAGUGAUCCUUGUGCUGCAUGCAUGGCUUCCAGCACAAGCCCAAACAAGUUUCUUCUUCAACAAAUUCAAUGCCACUACCCUUUAUCAGAUCGGAAACACUUCAAUCCGUUCCGAUUCCAUCUGCCUCACAAAUCAAUCGGAACACAUCUUUGGCCGCGCUUUAUAUAAUCAGCCUGUGCGUAUGAAAGGUCGCGGAUCGGACAAAUCAAUCUUGUCAUUCAGCACCACCUUCGUAUUCGCCAUGGUUCCUUCUUCUUCCGAUCCUUUACGCAGCGGGCAGGGCAUGACCUUUAUCAUAGCGCCCAGCAAGUCUUUGGUGAGAGCUUCACCACCUGAUUUGUUAGGUUUGUUCAAUCUCUCCACCUUCAGAGAUCAGUCCAAUCAUCUGUUUGCCGUUGAGUUCGACACACAGAAAAACCCGUUGUUCGAAGACAUCGACGACAAUCAUGUGGGUGUGGAUCUCAACAGCAUCAUAUCUGUAAACUCUACGCCUGCAGGAUACUGGAUUGGCGACCACUUCCAUCAACUAGAUCUCAACAGCGGACACAAUAUUCAGGCAUGGAUCGACUAUGAAGAUACACAACAGCAUUUGAAUGUUACCAUAGUAGAAGCUGGUUUAUUUCGGCCCAAGAAGCCUCUUUUAUCUCUUAAAGUUACAGGCCUGUCCAACAUUUUCGAAGAAGAAAUGUAUGUUGGAUUCUCUGCAGCUACAGGAGCCGAUGUCGAAGACCACUGUGUCCUCGCUUGGAGCUUCAGCACAAAUGGAUCCGCGCCUGAGCUGGAUCUAUCUCAUCUUCCUUCUCUUACAGUUACCAUGCGCAAGAGUUCCAACCACCGACUUAUAGCUGCUAUUACUGCAACUCUGGUAUUUCUCUUGUUGCUUGUGGUUGUUGUAGGGUUCUUUUGGUGGAAGAGGAACAAGUACGGAGACGAUAUAGAAGAAUGGGAGAUAGAGUAUUGGCCUCACAGAUUUGACUACAAAGACUUAUAUAUUGCAACCAAGGGCUUCAGGGACGAUCAAGUUCUGGGCUCUGGAGGUUUCGGACAGGUGUACAAAGGAAUUAUUCCUGUUAGUGGACGGGAAGUUGCUGUAAAAUCCAUCUUUAAAGAGAACGCUGAAGCUCUCAAGGAAUUCAUAGCAGAGAUUUCAAGUCUCGGGCGUUUGCAGCAUCGGAAUCUUGUGCAAAUCAGAGGCUAUUGCAGGAGAGGAGCAAAGUUUUUCAUAGUGUAUGACUACAUGCCAAAUGGAAGCCUGGACAAGAUGAUAUUUCAGAAGAUGAAGAGCGUGCUGACGUGGGCUCAGAGAUACAGAAUUCUGAGAGACGUUGCCGCAGGAUUGCUGUAUCUUCACGAAGAGUGGGAACAGGUGGUGGUGCACAGAGACAUCAAAUCCAGCAACGUUUUGUUGGAUUCUGAACUUAAUGGCAAGCUGGGGGACUUCGGGCUUGCUCGUCUGUAUGAGCAUAGAGGAAACCUGCAUACUACUCAUGUGGUGGGUACUCUUGGCUACAUCGCACCAGAGCUAGUACACACAGGAAAGGCCGCUACUAGCACAGAUGUGUUCGGCUUUGGUAUUUUGAUGUUGGAGGUUGCCUGUGGGAGGAGGCCUGUGGAACCCUCUCUCGAUGCUUCUCAGAUAGUCAUGGUGGACUGGGUGAGAGAUCUUCAUGCGAAUGGCAGGCUCAUGGAUGUAGCAGAUCCCAAUCUUGAUGGCGAAUAUGAUGAGGAUGAGAUGAAGACGGUGCUCGAAUUGGGACUGAUGUGUUGCAAUUCUCAACCACAGGCGAGGCCUACCAUCAGACAAGUAUUGCAAAUAAUUGAAGAUGAAGUCUCUAUUCCGCCCGUAUAUCUCGGUGAGAUGGGUGGAGGGAGCAGUAGCUUAUAUCCAAGUACAGGAGUAUCUUAUGCGUCGACUUCCACGUCUAUAGGGCCGCCAAGUACAGGAGUAUCUUAUGCGUCGACUUCCACGUCUAUAGGGCCGCCAAGUACAGGAGUAUCUUAUGCGUCGACUUCCACCUUCUAUAGGGCCGCGAUAGUUUAGAGUCUCAACAGAUUUAGUAAAGAUUGCAUUCUCAGAUUUUAAUGGAGGUUUUAUAUUUUAACGCUACGACAUACAGUUCAAUUCUAAAUAUGCUCUCCUGUGAGUGCACAUAUUGAAUUUGAUAGUCAUCUUAGUUGUACGUAUAUACUCUUGGUAAACAUCUCAAAUGGUUUUGGCAUUCAAGUUGACUUCUUGAUGUCUGAUUUGAAUUAUUGAGCCGAUAGGGGCUUUCUUGUUCGGAAAUUUGUCAGCCUUGUACAUAUUGAAUUUGAUAGUCAUCUUAGUUGUACGUAUAUAUUCUUGGUAAACAUCUCAAAUGGUUUUGGCAUUCAAGUUGACUUCUUGAUGUCUGAUCUGAAUUAUUGAGCCGAUAGGGGCUUUCUUGUUCGGAAAUUUGUCAGCCUUGUACAUAUUGAAUUUGAUAGUCAUCUUAGUUGUACGUAUAUACUCUUGGUAAACAUCUCAAAUGGUUUUGGCAUUCAAGUUGACUUCUUGAUGUCUGAUCUGAAUUAUUGAGCCGAUAGGGACUUUCUUGUUCGGAAAUUUGUCAGCCUUGUACAUAUUGAAUUUGAUAAUCAUCUUAAUUGUACGUAUAUAUUCUUGGUAAACAUCUCAAAUGGUUUUUGCAUUCAAGUUGACUUGAUGUAGGCUCUUAGUAUGGGCUUUCUUAUUCGGAAAUUUGUCAGCCUUCCGGCAAUUACGGGACAUCCGACAUCUUCCCGGCCACUCUUUGUUUUCAGGCGACGUAUUUUUGUUCAUUUAUUUCCCAGCAGUGAAAGUGUACGACUCCAGCAGUUUGACGUCUGGGCAGCUCAUAUGGGAGAUCGUGAAGAGAAACAAUUGCUUCGUCGUCAAGCAGAACGGCAACAGCUCUGCCAAGGUUUAGUUCAGCGGCGAGCAUAGCAUAACAAUAUCUACAAUUUGAACUCAUUGAAGUUUUCAGGUAUUUUUGUUAAAAGAUUAUAUCGUCGUCCUUACGUUUCCAUGGCAUUUGUAUUGUGAGAGAUCUAUUGGACGCAUUUGUAUUGUGAGAGAUCUAUUGGACACACACCUUGAAGUAAUUAUGUAUCAGCCUAGAAAUACUGUCUCUCUGAUUAUCCUCCGGUUACCCAAGAUAAUGAGAAGUUAGCAUGCUGUUUUUCUUUUGUCAGGGUUUGUUUUAGGUUUGAGUUUUGGGGUCACAAUAAUAUAAGCGCUUUCCUCAAACAAUAACUUGCUAAGGCUUUCAGGUAGCCGCUUCAAAAGUGUUUUAUUUUUCGAAUUUAUCUCCGUUCUCAUGAUUUUGGAUCCAUUUGUGCUUAAGAGUGGGGUUGUUGGCAGAAUGGGGUUAUUGGCUGGUUUUAAUUCUGCGCGAAACAAUGGGCAGCAUCCUUGAAAUCAAAAUCUGGGUCAUGUUUGACUUCGUAAAAAUGGUUUAUAUGCUAUGAUAGAGAAACAUCCCUUCGGCCCUUUCUUUUUUCUGCCAUAAAUUUCACUGCUUAUAAUUUUAGGGAGGAUUCCUGCAAUAGAAAAACAAGCAGCCAGAUUUAGUAUAAUCUGUACAGUGAAAGGGCUGACCAAUAUGGCUUAGAAAUAGCAAAAAGAGGGACUCCUUGGAGCCUUUCCAAAAUUAGAAGCGUAAAUUAACGAUGUCAGGAAACUGCAAAUCUGAAAUGAGCGACUAAAAUUUUAUUGUUCAACCAAGAACAAACCUGUAUGAGUGAGAUAUCCAGGGU
Cryptomeria japonica (Japanese cedar) is the source of this 3837-nucleotide messenger RNA. RefSeq names its product L-type lectin-domain containing receptor kinase SIT2. The coding region runs from base 65 to 2122 and encodes 685 amino acids. Gene Ontology annotation, cellular component: plasma membrane. The transcript has a single exon. Gene Ontology annotation, biological process: protein phosphorylation. NCBI's taxonomy places the organism in Eukaryota, Viridiplantae, Streptophyta, Pinopsida, Cupressales, Cupressaceae. Gene Ontology annotation, molecular function: protein kinase activity; ATP binding; carbohydrate binding. The record is from RefSeq and is a predicted model, not a curated record.